Molecule: messenger RNA, 1099 nt
Organism: Desarmillaria tabescens
Lineage: Eukaryota; Fungi; Basidiomycota; Agaricomycetes; Agaricales; Physalacriaceae
Exons: 2
Coding region: 1-840 (279 amino acids)
Source: RefSeq, a predicted model, not a curated record
AUGGCAGAACGACGCCUUACGAUGGAUAAGGUCGUCGGAUACCCACGAGUCUUUAAGGAAGUCAUCCUAGGGAAGCUCGCUAUUCUUCCUAGCGAGCUCCUGGACAACAUCAUUUCCACAUGCUGCGAUAUCCAGACCACUGUCACAUCCUUUUCACUCGUCAACAGAGGUGCACGCAACGCCGUCGAUGAAUCAUUUGCUUUCCAACGCGUCUCCUAUUAUGCCCCCGAUGCACUCGCAGCAAUGCUUCGAACACAAGCUGGCUCUUUUUUCACCCUCGAGGACCUCUACGAUACUCUUUGCCGCAGUUCCUCGUGUUUCUCAUGUGGUGGUUUUGGCCCCCUAAUCUGGCUCCUCGAGUGCCGACGAUGCUGUAUGCCCUGUCUUCGUUCACCCGAACUCCUUCCCAUCAACGAGUAUGCGGCAACCAAGGUGUUUGGAGUAUCAGCAGCUACAUUAGCGGGUCUACCCGUCGUUUGCUCUGAAAGUGGCUGGGACGAAUACCUGGACUUCCGGCGUCUUCUGAGCUUCACGAAAGUUCGCGCAGUGGCGGUCGAAGAUGCGGGAGACGAGGCACAGCUCAUGGCUCGCGUCAACCCCACAGCCCAACGCAGAGAAGCAUAUGAGUCUUACAUCUCCUGGCGGGUCAUUACAGACAAGAAGCUUCACGCCCGGUGGAUGGUAGCCGCCCCUCAGAAAAUCAGCAACGACGCAGCUUAUAUGUACCCCCGUCAAGCCAGAGAGAGGUGGGACCAGUGCACCACUCAUUUCCGGUCCAUUAAUCAUCAUGUUCGAAAGUGGAAAAAGAAAAACGAGUCGGCCGUGCACGAGCUACUUUGAUGAUCAGUAACUAUAUUACCGGUGGGUUUCUACAAAAUAAUGAGAAUGGAUCGAACUUUUUUUCGGCUGCCCAAUAUAGUAAUUCAUAGGUACCGGUUUUCUUUCAACACGCGACUCAACACCAAGAGCAACAGUAAUGAUAGAAUAAAUGGUUUAAAAUUGAUUCCCGAAGCAGUACACAAUGUUUUGGUGUCAUCAAGUCAUGCAAUGGAGCCUGCAGUGAUGAAGAAAAUACUGCUGAUUUGGGAUUUGACAGACC